AAGCCCACAAGCUCCUCCAAAGUCCUAACACCCUUUGAAUUAUGGAACAAUAGAGCUCUAGUGCAAUGGCUUCCAUUCUCACUAGAAUAAUGCACGACUCGUUGGCUGAGAGUAGGGGUGUCGAUUAGAUUAGGUGUGGUUAACCAAUUUGAAACCAUUUAAAAACUGAACUACUAUGUCUCACCAAAAUUAAAAUCCAACUCAUUAAAGGUCUUAUCGGUAAUUAGCAUAAAGAGAAACCCUUACAUUCACAAUUUAAAACACAAGGUAAAACAUAGGAGGUACACGUAUAUUAAAAAAAAUUGGGAGAUAAAAUUCAUUUAAUUUCAAACAUUAAAUAUGACUUCGUCUAAAUCAAGUGACCAAAUCUGAUUAUGCAAUUUAGUAGAACUUGAAAAUAGUGUAAUUUGUUUAGUUUAGAUCUAGAAAACUAGUUAACGAAUCCUUGAGUCUCCCAUAUUCAAAAAUGGUUUGGAUGAACUCUACUUAAGUAAAAGAUUCUUUUUUUUAAUAUUAACAAUGAAAUUAUGUUUUAUACUAUAGUUAUGUUUUAUUUCUUUACGUUAACAUCAACUGUCGCUUUGGCCGAGUGGUUAAGGCGUGUGCCUGCUAAGUACAUGGGGUUUCCCCGCGAGAGUUCGAAUCUCUCAGGCGACGAUUUAAUUUUUUUUUUUUAUUUUCCCUCAAUUUUGUGGGCCGGUAUUCUGUUUGGGUCAAGGUUGUUUUUGGGCCGGAUUAAAAGUAAGUCGUGGACUCGGAUCAUAUCGUGGAUUUGAAAGCACAACUCCUCCAGCGCCUCCGGCUGCCGCUGCCGGUGAAUUCUACGGUCUCCUUUCUUGCUUCACGAUUGCCCCCACAAGUCGGCGUCUCGGCCCUCUUCUUCUUUUCUCUUCCUUUCUUUCUCCAGUUCGAGUUCUUCUUCGUAAUCGAAACUCCGAGAGGGUUUCUGAGCAUGGUCUGAACUCGUCAGCUCUUAAGAUUUCGAAAAUCGUUAAGCGCAAGACCAUCUAAAUCGAGAAUUCAGGGUCUAAGACAAAUCGGAGAAAAUGGCGACGCCGCCACCGCUUGGGGGAGUCAACUUCGAAGCAAAUCCUCCUCCGCCGCCACAGCCACCGGGUACUGACAUGACGGGGAUGUGUUUCAGAGACCAGCUAUGGCUCAACACAUACCCUCUCGAUCGUAACCUAAUCUUCGAUUACUUCGCUCUCUCCCCGUUUUAUGACCUGCGAUGCAACAACGAGGAGCUCCGGAGGCGCGCAAUUCACCCUCUCGACAUCUCCCAGCUCUCGACGAUGAAAGGGUAUGAGUACAUGUUGAGCGAAGUGAUGGAGCCCCACAUGUUUGUGAUGAGGAAGCAGUUGAGGGAGAGCCCUGAGAAAGUCACUCCAUUGCUCACCUAUUACGUCUUGGAUGGCUCCAUUUACCAGGCUCCGCACGUCAGCAAUGUCUUUGCUGCUCGAGUUGGGCGGGCUUUGCAUUACAUAUCCAAAGCUUUUACUACUGCAGCUUCGAAGUUGGAGAAGAUUGGCUAUGUUGAAACUGAGGGCGAGGAGGCACCUUCUGACUCAAAGACCAGCAAAGAGAAAAUCGACUUCAAGGAAGUCAAGAGAAUAGAUCAUCUUCUUGCUUCAUUACAGCGCAAGUUACCACCUGCUCCUCCACCGCCACCAUUCCCAGAAGGCUACGUGCCCCCUGCGAGUGGUGAAGCAGAGAAAGCAGCUGAAGGACAACAACAAGGAGGAGAUGCUCAACCCCCUCCUUCCAUUGAUCCCAUUAUUGAUCAAGGUCCGGCUAAGAGAAUGAAAUUCUGACAGAAAGUACGUCCAGGGCAGAUAGAUUCUCUUCUAUGAAAGGCCAAAUUUAAGAGAGGUGAAACAAUCUCAUGUGCCAGAGAAAAAGUAAAGGGAAGAAUUGCAGCAGUUUUUUUGCCCUUCUUUUCUUGUACCCAGCUAAGAGUUUGAUUCAUCUGGGCUCUGGCAAUCAUGGUUAUUCUUGUAUUUUAUUCUCCUCCAAAAUAGAAUGAGAAUUUGUGAUCCCUCCUAUAUCCGAGAUCCGAUAAACUUACAGUGGCCCGGGUGCACCAGCAAGGAUUGGUGAUGUGAUGCAUCGGGCCAGUCCCGUCCCGCCAGCUGUCAUAUAAUUAUAAAGAUUUAAAAAUUUAAACUAAAACAUCCAUAUUCUUUUCCUGCGUUGCGACCUGUCCUUCUCGGGUGGCUCCUUUUUUAACCUCGAGGUUCAAGACUAGUUGGGUCAGUCCAAACAAAGAUUGUCCCCUCCACCUUUUCUUUCUUAGUUGUUGAUGAAAAAUCUGUCCGAAUUCUAGAAAUGGAUUUCAUAUAUCAAUAGCAAUUCUUCGGUCCUCGUAUGUGAGACUAAGCUUGUUCGUGGGUAGAUAUUGAGAGUUUGAUGAAGGUGGAGAUUAGCUCAAUGUUAGUUGUUAGUUGAGCUACUUUGUAAGUUAGUGGGUUCGAGGGUGUUAGUGAGGACAGAUCGUCAGUGGUUGUCCAAGGCUAUGAACGGAACUUAGCCAUACAUACCAACGCAUGGCGACGGCCCUGUUCCAUGAUAUGAUGCACAAAGACGUGGAGCUUAAGUGCCGAGAUUAGUGAAAAGAAUCAUGUACUUAAAAUUGCACGAAUAAGAGCUUGGUCUAGUAAUAAUUACACUAGCCUUGAACCUGAAGGUGCCGGAUUCGAAUCCCUUAAAUAGUACAUUAAAAAAAACAUAUAUCAACUUUAUAAAACAAAUUGUCAGUUUGCUCAACGAUUUUGCUCUUUCAUUGUGGUAUCAAAUCACUAUUGCAGGCUGUAACUAUAGCCUAAACAGAGAGGUCAGAUUUGAAAAGAGAGGCGUGAAAGUGUAUCCCAGUUUAAUGAGGAUUAUAACCACUGGAACCUAGUGGAGAAUCUAUUAACCGUGGUUGAGUUGCAACUUUAUUUGGAUCGAGCCUCUUCUCCGAAAUUGGCGUUGAAGUUGCACCUUUCAACUCCAUUCUUUUACUCUGUUUUCCCCUUUUCAAUUCUGUUUUUCAUCCAACAAGUUUGAGGGUUUGUGGUUUUGUGUACUCUGAUCAGCAAGCCUCGAGGUUUAGGCUUAUCAUUGUCCUUGUUCGUUGGCCAAUUUUAUCGUAUACUAAUGUCAUUUUACUUGUUUAAGUUUUACUAGUUGAUUCUGAUUUGUGGCUUUGCUAUGUUGAGCUAUUUGGUUGCUUGAUUUGCCCUAUUAGGGGCGAGUACUUAUACUAUACAUUAAAGUAUUGGUGCUUUAAAGUAUAACUGAAAGUUGUACCGUUUCGUUUAAAGUACAGAUUGAAGUUGUACCAUAAGGGAAUUCGAUCUUUAUGUUAUGGUACAACUUCAAAUUGCAUCAUUUGUACCAUAACAUAAAAGUACAACUUUAUUUUGAACCAUAAAAGAAUUUUACAAAAAAGUAUAGGUAUAACCUGAAGUUGUACCAUAACGUUAAAGGUACAAUUUCAAGUUAUAACACAAAGGAAAUAACUAAAACACCAAUACUUUA
This is a messenger RNA of Linum trigynum, 3519 nucleotides long. Lineage: Eukaryota; Viridiplantae; Streptophyta; Magnoliopsida; Malpighiales; Linaceae. The record is from the annotation of a GenBank genome assembly.